AUGGCCUCUACGACAGCCAACGGUCAAUUUGGCAAGACCCUCAUUGAUUUUACUUUGAAAAGAGAAUUUCCGGAUGAGGAAGUUUCUGCUUCUACCGUUGAGAAUGUAGCUCUACCAGAAGCUUUAGAAUCCCUGGGUCAAGCUAAAUUGUCUCUCGAAACAGAGAUUCGUCAAAUUAGUAGUGAAAGUGCUUCCAAUGUCGAUAAGUGGAUACAACAUGCUCAAGCCCUCCAGGAUGAUAUCGACAAAUCAAGAAAACUGGCAAACGAAGUCGUUCAACAAGCAGAGGCGGACGAAUCGCGAUUCACUAAUGUACAAAAUCACGAAAAUCAUCUUGAACUUUUGGCAAAGGAAAUCGAAUUUAAUGCGCAAUUGGUGGAAUGUAUACAGUGGAUAAAGCGUGCGAAUGAUUCUCUCGAUAAAGCUGCCGAGCAGGCGGAUAAAUGUGAAAUUCACGAAGCUCUAAUGUCUCUCGACAUUGCAGGCAAUCUAAUGGCGGAAAUCCCAGCAGAAAACACGCCCAAAGAAGCUUCCAUCACAAUCCAUGAGAACCUCAGCGGUAUUUCAACGUCUUUGGAGGAUGUCGCUAUUGGAUUACAUAGAUUCAAAGAGUUUGAUGCUUUUGGCAAAGAUUUAUGGGAGAAGUUGUCUGAAACCAUCAUCCAGCCUCGGAUCGGCCUUGAAUCGACACCCUCUCUGUUCAAAAUAUGUAUUGAGAAUAAUACGCUCCGUGUCACCGAGGAACAAGCAGAUUCUACCAUAAAAUCCUUGUUUCGGGAUAUUUUGGACAUCAUUCGCUUUCUGGACCAGAACUUGCCCAAGUCAAUGGUGAAGUCCUUGUCCGCGGCCAUGAUGCCUGACUUAUCUGAAAUCAUAAUUGAAACAUGGCUAGAAUCGUCUGUACCAACAUCCCUAAGUGAUAUGGCCGAUUAUCAAAAAGCGCUAGCUCGAACCACUGCAUUUGCUGAUACUUUAGAAUCCUUGGGAUGGCCAGAAGCACGGAAAUUUCACGAAUGGGUUGAGGGCGCCGCUAAAAUUUGGUUGACCAAGAAGAGAGAGACGUCACUAGAUAGCAUUCGUAAUGCGUUAGCCCUUGGUAUUGGUCAGCCCGUGGAAGCUAAACGUGUGGAAAUGCGUAUGGUGACCAAGGAUGAUGGUAUGCAUGUUACUGCUAGUGGAGAGGCGGUGAAAGAUGAUUGGAACUGGGGUGAGGAAGAUGAAGAGGAAGAAACUCACCCGGUGAUAAGAAGUCGAGCUUCUUUAGACGAGGAACGAAGGGCGAGCUCAAUAUCCGUUUCCCUUCCCCAAGACGAGAAUAUCCAAGUAGAUGAAGAAGACGCUUGGGGUUGGGGUGAUGAGAACGAAGUCGCCGUCGAAUCGCCUCUAGAUGAUCAUCCGACACAAAUCCCUCAAAUACCGGAUAGUCCUAUCAAAACAAAUGAUCCAGCAGAGAAGCGUAAUGUUACACUUUCGGAGAAGUAUUGGACAUCAACCAUGCCUUUGACAGUAUUUAACCAUAUUGUUAAUAUCUAUGAAGAUGGUAGCACAUUAAUGCAGCCAGAUCACGAUUCGAUUCCUGUGUCACCCGCCGCUGGUGGUUUAUUCAAUAUUCCCACCUUAAUUCUAGCAAUGUAUCGGGCAGUAUCUCCAUGUUAUUAUGCUCAGGAUCCAAAGGGAAAUAUGUUCUCUUACAAUGAUGCUAUGUGGUUGGUUGAUAAAUUAAAGGCUUUCUCCAAAGAGUGGCAUUUACGUACAGACUUGACUCCUCGAGCUUUGAAUCUGGUCAAGAUUGAUUCAGAAAUUGGACCUCUUGAAAGUUUUGGAAAGAGAGCUUACAAAAAUGAGAUGGACACACAACGUACUAUUCUGCAUGACUUGCUUGGUGGUUCUCAAAAUUUCGUAUACAAUGAUAGUGAAAACGCAAUUCGUGCUGUCGUUGGUCACAUCAACCAACAGUCUACCUCUUGGAAAGAAAUACUUCCGGAUUCGACUUGGGCAUCAGCUGUUGGUACAUUAGUUAACACAGUUGCCACUAAAAUCAUCAAUGAUGUUUUCGAGCUCACAGAUCUUGGAGUAGAUGAAGCCGAAAGAAUAGCAUUACUAAUCCAACAAGUCAGUGAUCUAGAGUCUUUAUUCAAACCAAAUGAAAUUGGGACUUAUGCUGGCAACUGGCUAAAAAUGCAAUUUUUGAGCGAAGUUCUUCAAAGUAAUCUGAAGGACAUUAGGUAUCUCUGGUUUGAGAGUCAUCUUAGUUUAUACUUUUCCAAAGAUGAGGUGCGCGACUUGGUUGAGUUAAGCUUUGAAGAUAAUCCCAAUUCUAGAUCGUUGAUCAAGGAUAUCAAGGAAAAGCCAAUGCCGGAUUUUGGGGCUAUGUGA
Messenger RNA from Sclerotinia sclerotiorum 1980 UF-70, 2376 nucleotides. RefSeq lists its product as hypothetical. The record is from RefSeq and is a predicted model, not a curated record. The coding region runs from base 1 to 2376 and encodes 791 amino acids. Gene Ontology annotation, biological process: endoplasmic reticulum to Golgi vesicle-mediated transport; mitotic spindle assembly checkpoint signaling. Gene Ontology annotation, cellular component: RZZ complex. The transcript is spliced from 7 exons. Lineage: Eukaryota; Fungi; Ascomycota; Leotiomycetes; Helotiales; Sclerotiniaceae.